Messenger RNA from Volvox carteri f. nagariensis, 1788 nucleotides. RefSeq lists its product as uncharacterized. Gene Ontology annotation, molecular function: protein kinase activity; ATP binding. Gene Ontology annotation, biological process: protein phosphorylation. The record is from RefSeq and is a predicted model, not a curated record. The transcript has 11 exons. Lineage: Eukaryota; Viridiplantae; Chlorophyta; Chlorophyceae; Chlamydomonadales; Volvocaceae. Bases 103 to 1698 code for a protein of 531 amino acids.
CGCAUACGGCAAACCUUGUUCCUAGCUGUUAUGCUGUUUCACGAAAUGGACGGUGGUGGCUAGCUUGACUCACGCAGCGGUAUUUUCGUCGCUGUCCUGAAAAUGCCACUGUUUUCAUGCUUCGGUGGAGGUGGUCUGAAGCAUUCGGCCUCGGGAGGGCGGACCAUUGUGAAAGGGAGCGAGCCAGAGCCUGUCGCUGUGGCGCAACCCUCGCCAAAGCAGCCGGAAGCAGCAGAGGUUAACGUGCUUGGUCCCGGGGCAAGCGGAGCACUUACGGGCUCUAUAAGCAAGAAGUUGAGCAACUCCAGCUUUACCAGGAGCACUCAGGAAGCAUCUGAGGACAAGGCCGCUGCGCCUGCUCAAGGCGCCGGGAGCGGAACCAGCAAUCCAGCACCAGCUGCUGAACAGGCUCCAUCUUCAGAGCCUGUGGAAGAGUCGACUGAGGAGGAGGAGACACGACCAGCACCCGAAGACGGGAAACCCGGCCCUGGCCGGGCUCCGGUUCCCCUGCCACAGCCGGGCUGCUAUACACACAGUUUGAAGCUGACCAGCGAGCAAACACUUUGCCAAUCGAACAUUCAGCUUUGCAAACCAGAGGAGUUGGUGGGGGACAUCAAGGACUUGGCAUUCAUUGGGAACGGUUCCUUUGCCGCGGUAUUCAAGGGACUGUGGCAGGGUGCCAAAGUCGCUAUAAAGUUUGUCGUCUCGGACAGUCUGAACUCAAACAGUGUGACGCUUCGCGAGUCCCUGCUUGGACAGCUGUUGUCUCAUCCCAAUGUCAUCCAGACGUACACUACGCGGUGCGCGCUCAUGGACGACGAUUCGCUUGAUGCCAUCCACGGUUCGGCCACGGACGACGCACGACGGUUAAGCGGCGACAGCAUGCGUUUCGUCAGUGGCGACGGGUUUGGCGACCCACGGCACAAAGCGGGAGGCGGCACGAUUUCCGUCUCCAACAUCCUGCUACAGUUGCAGGUCAAACCGGGCCAAUACGUUGCCGUUGUCAUCAUGGAGUACGCGGACAGGGGUACGUUGCAGGAGGCAAUUUAUAAGCGGCAAGUCUUUCGGGAAAGCCCUCGAUGGAACAAGCGCAUUGCCGCCCGCGCCUUGUUCCGGACGGCGCGUGAGAUUGCCCUGGGCAUGCAGCACCUGCACAGCAGCAACGUUCUUCACGGCGACUUGAAGCCUGGAAAUGUGCUCCUAACGUCUGCCCGUGUGGACCGCCGUGGCUUUAUUGCCAAAUUGGCGGACUUCGGACUCUCGCAUGUGGCGCAUGGGCCCAUCGCGACGAAUACGUGGGGGACUCUGCGCUACAUGGCGCCUGAGCACUUCUCCGGCACCAUGUCGAAGGCCACUGACGUCUUCGCCUUCGGGAUGUUACUGUGGGAGAUGGUCACGGGUAAGAAGCCGUACGAGAAUAUGACGCAGGGAGAGGUCAUCCAGUCGGUCUCGCAGGGUCUCCGGCCGCAAUGGCCGCCGGACUGCUUCCCGCACUUGGAGUACCUCGGUAAGCGCUGCAUUGCGCACAAUCCCGCGGAUCGACCGUCGUUUGGGGAGAUUGUGAAGGAGCUAGAGGAUAUGGAGGUCAUGCUGCGAGAGCUGCUGCAGGCAACACGGGAGUCUACCGGCAUGAACGCGGUGGGAGCCCCAGCAGGCAACUCCCCUUCACAGGCAGGUCUGCAGCCUGAACAACUGUAACUGUCGGCGGCUGGCGAAUGCGUGCCUAGCACGUGCUAUCAUCACUUGUGGGCAGCUUGCAUGUUGGCAUUACGUAGGUCCUUCCUUGAU